GUGCUCCGAAGCCCGAUUCAAAACAAAAGAUUCAUAGUUCCGAAGCUUCGUGAAGAAGUGUUGCGAACCUAUACCCAUUACAGCGAUACACUUUACUGUUUUAAAUCAAAGCAGAUUCAGGCCUGGGAUGUCCGAUAAGGAAAACAGCGAAUCAAACCUGACCGAUGGAGCGACUUUCGGAAUAAUUGCUUUCGGGAUGGAAAAUCCCCCGGUUGUAAAGAUGGAACCGCACGAAAACAGCCAUUCAGUGCCGGAUGUAAAGACAAAAACCGGCCGGUCCUCCCCUAGACAGAGGCGGGAGAAUAAAAUAACAUAUCAGAAGGAACUAAAAGGAGAUCCUGUCACUCGCCAUCAACAUGGGAUGCCUUUCGUCCAACGAGCAGACGUGAAAAAUCAGCCGGAAGAGAAAGAUUUCACCUGCUCUGAAUGUGGAAAAAGUUUCAGAAACAAGAGGACCCUUAAAGACCACACGGCCAUUCACUCGGAAGAGAAAGCGUUCGCCUGCUCCGAGUGUGGAAAGAGUUUCAAACUGAAGAGGAUCCUCAAGCAACACGCGAAAAUUCACGCCGGAGAGAAACCGUUCGCCUGCUCCGAGUGCGGGAGAGGCUUCAGAGUGAAGAACAUCCUCAAGCAGCACAUGAAGGUUCACACCGGAGAGAAACCGUUCGCCUGCUCCGAGUGCGGGAAAGGCUUCACGGUGAAACAGAACCUCAAGUACCACAUGAGGAAUCACACCGGAGAGAAACCCUUCACCUGCCCCGAGUGCGGAAAGAGCUUCAUUGUGAACAAGAGUCUUAAACAGCACAUGAAAGUUCACACUCGAGAGAAACUUUUCCCCUGCGCCGAGUGCGGACGGAGUUUCGGUUUCAAACAGAGCCUGGAGAAACACAUGAGAAUCCACACCGGAGAGAAGCCGUACGUAUGCCCCGAGUGCGGAAACAGCUUCAGAGACCGGCAGAACUUUAACGUUCACAUGAGGAUUCACACCGGCGAGAGGCCUUACGUCUGCCCUCGCGGCAAGCGUUGCAAGCUCAGCCAGAACCUCCAGAAUCACAUGAGAAUCCACACGGGAGAAAAGCCUUUCGUCUGCCCUCUGUGCGGGAAGAGCUGCAGGAUGAGGCAGAACCUCGACAGGCACAUGAAAACCCACACCGGAGAGCGGCCUUACUCCUGCCCCGAGUGCGAGAAGAGUUUCACCAUGAAACAGCGCCUCACCAGGCACAUGAGGAUCCACACGGGACAGAGGUCGAAGCCGGCAGCCGUGGAAUACGUGAUACAAUCCCGUGAAAACAGUCUCAGCGCAGAUGAUCCAGAUAUACAGACGAAAACCCGGCAGUCCUCACCUGGUGAAGAGUGGGAGAAUAAAACACAGCAUCUGAGGGAACUCAAAGUAGCUUCUUUCAUUUGCCGUCAAUGUGGCAUGCGUUUCCUUCAACAAGCCGGUCUUCAGAAGCAUACGAGAGUUCACACCGGAGAAAAGCCGUUCACCUGCCCUCAGUGCGGGAAGCGGUUCACGCAGCAAAGCCAACUAAAAUGUCACAUAAGAAGUCACACCGGAGAGAGGCCGUUCACCUGCCCUCAGUGCGAAAAGAGUUUCACGGUGAAGCAACACCUUAAGAAUCACAUUCGAACUCACACCGGAGAAAAACCUUUCGCUUGCCCUCGGUGCGGAAAGAGCUUCACGGUGAACUGGAACCUUGAGAGUCACAUGCGAAUUCACACCGGAGAGAAACCUUUCGGCUGCCCUCGGUGCGGAAAGAGAUUUGCACAACAAGGGCAACUUAAAUGCCACGUGAGAAGCCACACCGGAGAGAAGCCCUUCAGCUGCGCUCGGUGCGAAAAGAGUUUCACGGUGAAGCGAAAUCUGGAGAUUCACGCGACGGUUCACACCGGAGAAAAGCCCUUCAGCUGCUCUCAGUGUGGAACCGGUUUCACGGUGAAGCGAAACCUCGUCGCUCACAUGAGGAUUCACACCGGAGAAAAGCCCUUCGCCUGCCCCGAAUGCGGAAAGGGUUUCACGGUGAAGCGAAACCUCGAGAGACACGUGAGAGUUCACACCGGGGAGAAACCCUUCGCCUGCCCCGAAUGUGGAAAGAGCUUCACGGUGAAACAAAAUCUGGACAGUCACGUGAGAGUUCACACCGGCGAAAGGCCCUUCGCCUGCCCCCAGUGUAAAAAGGGUUUUAAAGUGAAACAAAGCCUUGCGGGUCACAUGAGGAUUCACACCGGAGACAAGCCCUUCGCCUGCCCCGAAUGCGGAAAGGGUUUCGCGGUGAAAAGAAACCUCGAGGGGCACACACAAACUCACUCCGGAGAGAAACCCUUCAGCUUCCUCAAGUGUGGAAAGCGUUUCACACAACGGGGACGACUGAAGUGUCACAUGAGGAUUCACGCUGGAGAAACGCCUCAGUGUGGAAAGAGUUUCGAAACCUCGAUGUUCACAUGACAGUGCACGCUUGAGAGAAGACUUCUGCUUGCUUUGAGUGCGAAAAGAGUUUCGUAGUGAAACAUAAGCAUGAUAUUCUCGUUAGAAUAAAGUCUUUAUUAGUAAUCUUUA
Puntigrus tetrazona (Sumatra barb) is the source of this 2557-nucleotide messenger RNA. Its product is annotated as oocyte zinc finger protein XlCOF6-like. Gene Ontology annotation, biological process: regulation of transcription by RNA polymerase II. Gene Ontology annotation, molecular function: RNA polymerase II cis-regulatory region sequence-specific DNA binding; DNA-binding transcription activator activity, RNA polymerase II-specific. The record is from RefSeq and is a predicted model, not a curated record. Gene Ontology annotation, cellular component: nucleus. Lineage: Eukaryota; Metazoa; Chordata; Actinopteri; Cypriniformes; Cyprinidae.